GAUUCAGCUACUGGGUAAUAUCCUGGAAGUGCAUACAGAAGUGAACUAUCCAGUAUGCAGGGGGCAGUUUUUCUCCUGGUUCUCCUGGAUGCCAUGUCAGGGAGAGAAGCACUACGCCUAAUCCAUUUGCCUGCUACAAGCAACGUGGCUGAGAAUUCUCCACCUGAGACUUCAGUGCACAAGUUUUCCGUGAAUUUAUCAGCUUCGCUGGCACCUGUGACCCCGGGGUUUCCCCUGAUCAUCAACUCAAGCCCCCUCACUGAUGCCUUCAAAGUGAACUGGCUGUCACGCACCGACUUUGAGGUUGUCACCAGUGGGAAGGAACAACUAGACUUUGAAAUGGAACCAAACAUAUUUGAGUUGCAGAUUUAUGUUAAGGAUGAUGUUGGUGUCACUGACCUACAGAUCCUGACCGUCCAGGUAACAGAUGUGAACGAGCCGCCUGAGUUUCAAGGCAACUUGGCAAAAGAUCUAGACCUGUACAUAGUGGAAGGAGCAAAUCCUGGAUUCGUUUAUCAGGUGGAGGCCUUCGAUCCAGAAGACACAAACCAAAGCAUACCCCUCAGUUAUUUCCUGAUAUCCCCCUCAGUGAACUUCAGACUGUCUGCUAGUGGGACCCUCUUCUCCACAACAGAAUUUGACUUUGAAGCAGGACACAGAAGUUUCUACCUCACUGCUGGAGUGAGAGAUAGCCAAGGGCUCCAAGCUUCCACGACGCUCCACGUGAAUAUUGUGAACAUCAACGAUGAAGUCCCUCGCUUUACCAGCCCAGCACGAGUGUACUCGAUUCCCGAGGAGCUGGAUGCGGGCACGAUUGUGGCCAAUAUCACAGCUGAGGACCCUGAUGAUAAAGGUUCUACCGGCUUCCUUCUCUACAGCAUCACCACUGCUAACAGCUAUUUCGUGAUCAACCAGUUGACCGGUACGAUCCAAGUGGCCCACAGGCUAGACCGAGAUGCAGGUCAAUUAAGACAAAAUCCCACCAUUUCUCUGGAAGUUCUGGUGAAGGACAGACCCUCGGGGGGUCAAGAGAAUCGCAUGCAGAUAACCUUCAUUGUGGAAGACAUUAAUGACAACGCUCCUACGUGCACCAAGUUCACCUUCAGCAUUAUGGUGCCUGAAAGAGCAGCCAAGGGGACGUCGCUCCUGGACCUGAACAAGUUCUGCUCUGACGAUGACAGCAAGGCACCAAACAACCGAUUCAACUUCAGCUCGCCAUCUGGAGUGGGGGUUAGCGGCAGAUUUUCACAGGAUCCAGCUGGCUCUGGGAAAAUCGUGCUGAUUGGUGACCUAGAUUAUGAAAAUACAAGCAAUCUAGCAGCUGGCAAUACGUAUGCUGUGAUAAUCCAGGUUCAGGAUGUUGCCCCUCCUUACCACAAAAAUAACAUCUACAUUUACAUCCUCACGGAGCCAGAAAAUGAGUUUCCUCUUGUCUUUGAUAGCCCGUCCUACGUAUUUGAUGUGUCAGAAUUAAGGCCAGCUCGAACCCGGGUUGGACAAGUGCACGCCACUGAUAAAGACCUCCCCCCCAGCCCCGUCGUGUACUCCAUCUCCGCUGGAGGGGCCAGCUUCCAGUCCCCAAACAUAUUUUGGAUCAACCCCCGGACAGGAGAACUCCAGCUGGUGACUAAAGCUGACUACGAAACAACCCCUGUCUAUAUUCUCAGAAUCCAGGCCACCAGCAGUGAGGACACAAGCUCAGUCAUGGUAACUGUGAACAUCCUUGAAGAAAAUGAUGAAAAGCCAAUUUGUACCCCAAACUCUUAUUUCCUGGCCAUCCCAGUGGGUUUGAGAGUUGGCACAAACAUUCAGAAUUUCAAGCUGACGUGUACUGACCUUGAUUCCAGUCCCAGGUCUUUUCGUUACUCCAUUGGCUCAGGCAAUGUCAACAGUCACUUCACCUUCUCUCCCAGCGCUGGGUCCAACGUGACAAGCCUGCUCCUUGCGACACGCUUUGACUAUGCCAGUGGGCUUGACAAAAUCUGGGACUACAAACUACUCGUCCACAUAACUGAUGGCAACUUGCUGUCUGGCAGGAGGAAGGCUAAGGCUCGUGUUGAAACAGGGACAGUGACGCUGAGUAUUAGCAUCAUUCCUGACCCAACCACAAUUGCCACCACAACCUCCAGGCCGCAGAUCAUCCGCCAGGUCCUGAGAAAAAACGUUUAUUCUUCAUCAGCAUGGUAUGUGCCUUUCGUCAUCACUUUGGGCUCCAUGUUGCUUCUGGGCCUCCUGGUGUUCCUGUUCGUCCAGUUGGCCAAAGCCAUCCACACACACUGUCCCUGUAAGGCUGGGAAGCACCAGAAAACUCUGGUGAAGAAAGGAGAAAUGAAGAAUACAAAGAGAGGGGUUUUGGUGGAAACGAUCCAGAUGAACUCUGUCUUUGAUGGAGAAGCCAUCGACCCAGUUACUGGGGCAGUAUAUGAAUUCAACUCAAAAACUGGAGCCAGAAAGUGGAAAGAUCCCUCAACCCAAAUGCCAAGAUGGCAAGAGCCCAGCCCCCACGGAGCUGCUCCAAGUAGACCUGUCGCAGGGGAAGGGGCCGGGCCACCCGGGAGCACCGGCGAGCAAGAUGGGCUGAGCGGCAAAGCACAGGUUGAGGAUGCAAACCCCAGUUCCAGAAACCAGGAUGGCAAGCUCGGCACCCCCAAGAGCAGAAACACAGCCCUCACGAGCAGGGCUUCCCCCAAACUGCACCCAGGAAAGUAAUGGGUACCUGGUUGUGGGGCCCACAGUGCAGCACAGCGGAGGGACCUUGAUGGCCCUGGGAUGCUGCUUCUCCCUAAAUUCCAUGAGGGCAGGUGUGGGAGUGCCUUAGGGGUGAAAACAUGGUCUGAAGGGACUGGGAGAUCCAGGGUCCCAAAUGGAAUGUUUAAAACAGACAGGGGUGGGGCGCCCGGGUGGCUCAGUCGGUUAAGCACCCGACUUCGGCUCAGGUCAUGGUCUCACAGUUCAUGGGUUUGAGCCCCACGUCGAGCUCUGUGCUGACAGCUCAGAGCCUGGAGCCUGCUUCUGAUUCUGUGUCUCCUUCUCUCUCUGCCCACCCCCAGUCACACUCCGUCUGUCU
This is a messenger RNA of Panthera uncia (snow leopard), 3067 nucleotides long. It is a transcript of the gene CDHR3, whose product is annotated as cadherin related family member 3. The record is from RefSeq and is a predicted model, not a curated record. Gene Ontology annotation, molecular function: calcium ion binding. NCBI's taxonomy places the organism in Eukaryota, Metazoa, Chordata, Mammalia, Carnivora, Felidae. The transcript is spliced from 19 exons. Gene Ontology annotation, biological process: homophilic cell-cell adhesion. Bases 55 to 2709 code for a protein of 884 amino acids. Gene Ontology annotation, cellular component: membrane.